Micromonas commoda is the source of this 1380-nucleotide messenger RNA. RefSeq lists its product with no specific name. Gene Ontology annotation, biological process: regulation of mRNA processing; protein phosphorylation; spliceosomal complex assembly. The record is from RefSeq and is a predicted model, not a curated record. Gene Ontology annotation, molecular function: ATP binding; protein kinase activity. The transcript is spliced from 2 exons. NCBI's taxonomy places the organism in Eukaryota, Viridiplantae, Chlorophyta, Mamiellophyceae, Mamiellales, Mamiellaceae. The annotation marks the transcript as partial.
UCCGAGGACGAGGGCGCGGAGGGGUACCGGAAGGGCGGAUACCACCCCGUCGCCGUGGGCGAUACCUACAAGGACGGCCGGUACGUCGUCCGGGAGAAGCUGGGGUGGGGCCACUUCUCCACCGUGUGGAUAUGCGACGACGUCGCCACGGGUGCAAAGGUGGCGCUCAAGGUGCAAAAGAGCGCGGCGCACUACACCGAGGCGGCGAGGGACGAGAUCACCAUCCUCGACAAGAUCGCCGCGGUGGUCAGGCUGGUGGACUCGUUCGAGCACAAGGGACCGAACGGCACGCACGUGUGCAUGUGCUUCGAGGUGCUCGGCGAUAACCUCCUCGCGCUCAUCAAGCGGUACGAUUACCGCGGUAUCCCGAUGCGCGCGGUGAAGGCCAUCUGCAGGGACGUCCUGGCGGGUCUGGACUACCUCCACAGCCGCAAGAAGAUCAUCCACACCGAUCUCAAGCCCGAGAACGUGCUGCUGAGAAAGCCGCUGCCCAAGCCCGAGACCGAGACCGAGACCGAGACCGAGACCGAGACCGCGCGGGACAUGGACGUGGACGUGGACGGCGCAUCGGGUGAGGCCAGGGUUGAGGGGGGAGGAGCUUCCGGUCAGGUUCCGGGUGAGGCGGCGAUGACUCCGGAGCUCGCCGCAAUUCACCUCAACGGCGAAGCCGACGCGGACGGCGGUAAGGAACUCACCAAGAACCAGAAGAAGAAGGCCAAGAAGAAGGCCAAGAAGGUUGCGGAGUCCAACGGCGACGCGAACGUCUCGAAGGGCGGCGAAGCGACGAAGAAGAGCGGCGAGGGCGACGAUGAGGAGGAGGAGGAGAAGCGGAAAAAGGCGAAGGGUAGGAAGCGCCGGGGCCCGCCGCCGUCGACCGAGGACCUCGAGAACAUGCAGUCGGUCAUCGUCGACCUCGGUAACGCGUGCUGGACGUACAAGCAGUUCACGCAAGACAUCCAGACCCGGCAGUACCGGUGCCCCGAGGUUAUCCUGGGCGCCAAGUACUCGACUCCCGCGGACGUGUGGUCCCUGGCUUGCAUGGCGUUCGAGCUCGCCACCGGCGACCUCCUCUUCGACCCGAGGAGCGGCAAGGAUUACGACCGCGACGAGGACCACCUCGCGCUGAUGAUGGAGCUCAUCGGUCGGAUGCCCAAGCGGAUCGCCACCAACGGCAAGUACUGCCGCGAUUUCUUCACCAGGAACGGCGAGCUCAGGCACAUUCGAUCGCUCAAGUUUUGGCCCCUCAAGGACGUGCUCACGGAAAAGUACGGCUUCGCCGACGCCGACGCCGCGGCGAUGUCGGACUUUCUGAUGCCCAUGCUGGACUUUUCCCCCGAGCACAGGGCCACCGCGGGGGAGAUGCUGAUGCACCCGUGGCUC